GAAGACACCGCCGCUUCCACAGCGAAGGGAGCUGCUCCGGGCACGUCGCGGAGGGAGUCCCAUUUCUUCUGACUCGGCAGGAGCCCGGGACGUUCUGGAAGGAGGGACAAGCCGAGGCAGGAGGGGCCGGGCCGACGCGGGAGAAGGCCCGUUACCCAGCAAUACGCGCGCGAGACCCAGGCCCGCCGUCGGGACCAGCACGGGCCGGAGGGAGGGGAAGCACUCCGGGAAGUGAUUGGAAGUGUGGAUCAGCUCUCAGCCGGAAAAGGGGCUGCCGCUGUCCGCGGGCUCGGCGCCAGGGCCGCGCGAGGAAACCGGAAGUCAGGCCCGAGGGAGCUGGGAGGGCGUUAGCGAAGCCAGGUUCGGUCGUGGGGGUGGGGAAGUGCAGGAGUGGCGCGCGGCGUACUACAUGUCCCGUGAGCCUCCGCGGCGGGACGGGGCGGGGCCGCGGGACGCCAGGAGGCGGAGGCGGAGUGGAGUUAGAUGAGGACUUUGUCUAUAUCUGAGCUGUGAAGAAUAUUUACAGUAAAAAGAAACAAUUAAAUGCCUUAAUGGAUAAAGAAAAAUUGGAUGGAAAGAUUGAAUAUUGUAACUAUGCAAUGGAUUCCUCAGUGGAAAACAUGUAUGUAAACAAAGUGUGGGUUCAAUGUGAGAAUGAAAAUUGUUUGAAAUGGAGAUUGUUAUCAAGUGAGGAUGCAGCCAAGGUUGAUCAUGAUGAACCAUGGUACUGCUUCAUGAACACUGAUUCAAGAUAUAAUAACUGCUCAAUUUCUGAAGAAGACUUCCCUGAAGAGUCUCAGCUUCAUCAGUGUGGAUUUAAGAUUGUCUAUUCACAGCUCCCUCUUGGAAGCCUGGUUUUGGUAAAAUUACAGAAUUGGCCAAGUUGGCCAGGAAUACUUUGCCCUGACCGUUUUAAAGGGAAAUAUGUAACUUAUGACCCAGAUGGAAAUGUUGAAGAGUAUCACAUAGAAUUCCUGGGCGAUCCCCAUUCAAGAUCAUGGAUAAAGGCAACAUUUGUUGGACAUUAUAGUAUCACAUUAAAGCCAGAAAAGUGUAAGAAUAAAAAGAAGUGGUAUAAAAGUGCACUACAAGAAGCAUGUCUAUUCUAUGGAUAUUCUCAUGAGCAAAGACUGGAAAUGUGCUGCCUAUCAAAACAACAAGAUAAAUCCGAAACACAUGACAAAGUUGCUGCACUGGUCAAGAAAAGGAAGCAGACUUCUAAAAAUAAUAUGGAAAAGAAGAAGCCCGAAUUUAGAAAAAGGAAAAGGAAAGCAAUUUUAAAAUGCUCUUUUGAAAAUGUUUGUUCUGAUGAUGCCUUAUCAAAGGAGAACAUGGUUGUCUAUGAGACGGAAGUUUUACUAAAAGAGCUGGAGCAAAUGCUGCAGCAAGCACUGCAACCCACAGCCACACCUGAUGAAUCAGAAGAAGGACAUGGAGAGGAAAUAAAUAUGGGAGAAAAGUUAUCUAAAUGCAGCCCAGAAGCUCCUGCAGGCAGUCUGUUUGAAAACCACUAUGAAGAGGACUAUCUUGUAAUUGAUGGGAUAAAAUUAAAAGCUGGAGAAUGUAUUGAGGAUAUAACUAAUAAGUUUAAAGAAAUAGAUGCUUUGAUGUCUGAGUUUUAGAACAUUAUACAUUUUUCAAAUUAAGUAUAAAAAUAUUGGCAUCUUUAUAUUUAUCCAAAGUUAAAACUUUAAAAAUGUUUAGUGAAAUAGGUAUAAAUUAUACCAAAGUUUAUAUUUGCGGUAACUUUCUGCUUCAUAUUUUGAGAAUGGCCAUGAUUUUUAGAGCCAGUCAAAUGGUAUUUAAGUUAGUGUUAAAAAUUUAGAAUUAAAAAACCCUGAUAUUUGUAUUUAUAUAUUUCUUGUUUGCCUUAAUUUUUAAAUGGUUUGUGAAAUUUGCCUAACGAACAUAUGCUUUACAAUGAUUGUUUAGGCCCUUUGUUCAAAAAUGGAUAACUUAAAAUGGCUGGCCAAGCUAUUAUAAUUCUCAGAGGUAAUUCAAAUCUAAUAAACUUAGAGAAUGUAUAUUUGCAGUGGAAUCAAACUAUUACAAAAUAUAAGGAAAUAAUUUUUUAAAUAAUUGUUUAAUAGAGUUGAAACUUUUCCUAAAAAGCAAAAUUUCACUUGCUACUUAUACUGGAAUCAGUUAUUUCAACCAUGGUACCCAAAACUGACUGCUUAAUAGAGUCUCUGGGAGAUUUUGGAAGAUCAAAAUCCUGGACCCUUCCCUGCUGAAUCAGUGUCUUUGGAGGUAUCAUCAGGAAGAUGGAAAAAUGUAAUUUAAAGUGUAUAGAGAGAAGUUAAAAAUAUUGAUUAUAAGAAAUCUAACAAUAUAGAAAGUAAAAACGCAUCAUUUUUCAGGGAUUCUCAUGAACAGUUUUAGUAGAUAUCCUUCUAGAUCUUGCUUUACAUACACUGAAAUGUGUGGGCAUUCACACCUAUCUUUAGUUCCUGCUCUAUCUCUUUCUGGUGGUACGGGGUGGGGAAAAGGGCAUUCCAAGCACAUAAAAACCAAAGCUUGAGGAGAGAAGAAGUGCAAGAGAGCAUCACCACAGCGGUGAAUUUUGUUGUGAGUUGCCUCAUAUUGCUUUAACAAGGAGGCAGCACAUGUCUAGAUAUUAAAAACAAAUAAGACACCAAACAACCAACGUAUCACUCAUUGAGUGGGUUGCUUCUUUUAAGUAUUUUUAGAUACUAUGAUAAUUACGUAGAGUGGAGAGUGGAGAUAGACUCACAACGGUGAAAUAUCUUAUUUGUCAAAGUAAAGUAUGUAUGUAUUUCUGUCCUCCUUGUUUUCCUCAUGUAUUCCUUAGCAUUCUGAUAUUGUGUCGUAGGAUGUUGAGUUGUAAAGCCUAUCUGGGUUCAUAUUUUACAUACUAGCUUGUCUUAAGUCAUAUAACCAGUAAAUAGAAGGCCUGGAAGUUGAGUACAUUUCUGUCAGGUUCCAGAUCCCAUGCCAUUGAUUAUCAUCUAUAAUGUCUUGAUGAAGCUUUUAACUAUCUGGGUGGUGGAAUGAUAAUCUAGUUUCCUCAUAUGUAAAAUGGGGAUGGAACUAUGUAAACCAAGCACUGUUGUGAGGAAUAAAUGAGAUAUUUUUUGUGAAA
Molecule: messenger RNA, 3103 nt
Organism: Pan troglodytes (chimpanzee)
Lineage: Eukaryota; Metazoa; Chordata; Mammalia; Primates; Hominidae
Gene: ZCWPW2
Product: zinc finger CW-type and PWWP domain containing 2
Exons: 10
Coding region: 552-1622 (356 amino acids)
Cellular component (GO): nucleus
Molecular function (GO): zinc ion binding
Source: RefSeq, a predicted model, not a curated record